This is a messenger RNA of Sycon ciliatum, 714 nucleotides long. RefSeq names its product KRAB-A domain-containing protein 2-like. Gene Ontology annotation, molecular function: nucleic acid binding. Gene Ontology annotation, biological process: DNA integration. The coding region runs from base 1 to 714 and encodes 237 amino acids. NCBI's taxonomy places the organism in Eukaryota, Metazoa, Porifera, Calcarea, Leucosolenida, Sycettidae. The transcript has a single exon. The record is from RefSeq and is a predicted model, not a curated record.
AUGUUCACCAAGUGGGCGGAGGUACAGCCACUACGUCGACAAGAUGCAGCGAGCGUAGCAGCCGCACUGACCAAGAUCUGCUGCCGGUGGGGCCCGCCGUCUGUCAUUCGCAUGGACAAUGGCACUGAGUUCCGGAACGCGGUCGUAGCAGCCCUCCUGGAACAGUUUGGUGUGGUGGUGAAAACGGGUGCAGUUCGACAUCCUCAAUCACAAGGAGGGGUUGAACGGCUCAACCGUACAAUCAUCGGUCUCCUGCGUAAGGCGCUCGAGGAAACCAGUGACUGGACGUCUGAGCUGGAGUUGGUACUGUUCUACUACAAUAGACGUCGCCAUGCUACAACCGGAAUAUCGCCAAGGCUGGCCAUCACAGGCUGGGAAGGGCGCGACCUAGUAAUUGAUCACGACCCGACAGCAUACAGCGCCAGUGAAUGGGUGGACCGACUCGCUGGGCGCGCUGCUCGGAUUCGAGACCUUGUUGAGUCGCUACUGUCCUCGAAUGACUCUGUGUCAGGCGGUCCAACAGAGUCACCAUACCGUGUCGAUGAUCCGGUGAUGCUACGUCGCCCAGAGCGGAGUCAGAAGCUCAUGACGCCAUAUGAGAGUGGCUGGACGGUGCUGAAGAUAGUCUCGCCAUCGACCCUGGUGAUCCAGCAUGCUGACGGCAGAGAGAAGGUCGUGAACGUUGAUAUCGUCAAGCCUGGACACGCCCAGUAG